This is a messenger RNA of Trematosphaeria pertusa, 2165 nucleotides long. Its product is annotated as protein phosphatase-like protein 2C. Gene Ontology annotation, biological process: protein dephosphorylation. The transcript has 2 exons. Gene Ontology annotation, molecular function: protein serine/threonine phosphatase activity; cation binding. Lineage: Eukaryota; Fungi; Ascomycota; Dothideomycetes; Pleosporales; Trematosphaeriaceae. The coding region runs from base 207 to 1913 and encodes 568 amino acids. The record is from RefSeq and is a predicted model, not a curated record.
UGCCCUGACGAAGGCAUGCUAAUAUAUGGACCUUGCGCAGGACAUUGACGUCAUACUACACGACGCGCCGCUCCAUCUUCUCCAUUUCUAGCCCUUACUCGUAUUCUUCGACCUUCCCCGCGUUAGACCGAGUGUCUUCGCCAACCAUCAACCUGGCUGGAAACAAGCGACGGAGUUUCUCCAGUCAAGGAGGCCUGUUGAACAGGAUGUUUGGCUCAUCCCCUGGGAAGGAUGACGAGUCUGACCCUGUAGAUGCUCCAGCCUCGACCGACACGUCGACGCCUAUAACUGUGACGAACGAGGCGACCUCAGGCGGGGAGAAGCGGGCUGGGAGUACACCGGUGGCCUCGGAGCGCAAGAACAGCGAAGUCAGCCCCAAUAGCGAAAAGAAACGAAGAAGUAGCGGUGUUUCGCGUGCGAGGGAUAUGUUCUCCAGCGCAAAACAGUCCCUCCAUCUCUCUGGAUCGUCCCCUACAACCGCCUCCAACAACUCCUCUGAGAAGCCCGGUCCUCAGACACCUAUACAGAAGCUUGGGAAGUCUGAUGCUGCCCUUAGCGUUCCCCAGGGCUCUCUGAACAACUCCGCCGGUGAAUCGCUGCCUGGUCCACGAUCCACUUUCCGUGUCGGCGUCACCGAGGACAAGAAUAAGAAAUGCAGGCGAACUAUGGAGGAUACCCAUGCCUAUUUGUACAACUUUCUAAGUACACCCGCGCCAUCCUACGGCCCAGACAAGAGUCGCAGCUCCAUUUCCGACGGAUCAAGCUCAUCCGAUCUGCCUGUGGUGGAAACGGAUAACGGGUACUUCGCCAUAUUUGAUGGGCAUGCUGGCACGUUUGCGGCGGAUUGGUGCGGCAAGAAGUUGCAUCUUUUGCUGGAGGAGACGAUUCGAAAGAACCCGAACACCCCUAUACCUGAGCUCCUGGACCAGACCUUCACCCUGGUUGAUCAGCAGUUGGAGAAGCUACCCCUUAAGAACAGUGGAUGCACUGCAGUAAUAGCAGUAUUACGAUGGGAAGACCGGGUGCCCAACUCACAGUCGUCUACCGGAUCAGUCUUGUUUGCGCCGGCCGCGGUGUCGGCGGUGAAGAACGCCUCUGAGAGCAGUGAGAAACAGACGGAAACCACGGAUGCUGUCACCUCGGAGUCCGCGACGCCAACCCAGCCCGUCGGUCAACCAGAAGGGCGUAAUGAGCACCCCGCGGAGGUGCGAUUACGAAACGAUGCCAGCCGCCAACGCGUCUUGUACACUGCAAACGUUGGAGACGCGCGGAUAGUUCUAUGCCGUAAUGGCAGAGCUCUUCGACUAUCCUAUGACCACAAAGGCAGUGACGAAAACGAGGGCCGUCGUGUUGCUAGCGCUGGCGGUUUAAUCCUCAACAAUCGCGUCAACGGUGUCCUUGCGGUCACAAGAGCUCUUGGAGAUGCAUAUAUGAAGGAUCUAGUUACCGGCCAUCCGUACACUACGGAGACCGUGAUUCAGCCUGACCAGGACGAGUUCCUCAUUCUCGCUUGCGAUGGGCUUUGGGAUGUCUGCUCCGAUCAGGAGGCCGUCGAUUUGGUCCGACACAUCCAAGACCCACAAGCGGCGUCUAAAACUCUGGUUGAUCACGCCCUUGCACGCUUUUCGACCGACAAUUUGUCUUGUAUGAUCGUUCGGUUUGACAACAAAGCCCUCAAACAGCGCAAGAUCGAGGCUCAGUUGGGCGUGGACGGAGAUCCAAUGAAGCCGGGGAUUAGUGAAGCUGAUGCCAUCGUCUCUCAGGCAAGGAAACAAAUGGGCGAGCCCGACCAGCCUGUUGAAAGCGCCGCAGCUGAAAUGAUAAUGGAAGAAGAGGAAUCAGAGCCGGGACCCGAGCUGAACGUCGACGCGCUCAGAGCAGCUCAGAAGAACAACAUUCCAAACAGCACUUGAUGUACAGGAUUUCAUGCGGGCGCGGUGCCUAGUCUCAGAGCGUUAACCGACACUUUUGUUUGAGCCGCGGCUUGGGGUAGGAGCUUCAAUGUUGGAGAUUGGGCGGCAAUGUUUGGUUCAAUUCGCUGUAUCUCUGGUUCGUCCUUCGAUGACACUCAGUCAAUGUUAGCUGUACCAACGAAAGCCUGGCGUUCUUAGGAAAGUCAACAACUUGAGGAUAUAGUCCCCAGCUGCGCGGUCAUGGCGUCAUGC